AUGCCACCCGAUAUGACCAGGAAACCUACGGCGAUCGAGAUUCCGCGCCCUGCUAUGGAGUCCCCUCCAGGAAUUGCGGCCUUGUUCGUCAUCCGCUUCGACAUCAGGACCGGAUAUGUGAUCUCUUGGAAGAGGACUGUCCCAGGAGUCGAGAUCGAGGGGGUGGUGGAGUACAAAUCAUUGCCUUCAGGAUCGCAUAAUGUGCAAGAGGACCUGAUUUACUUUGUCCAUGAUGAGUAUGCUGGAAUCAGCGCCUUUCUCAAUCAGCCCGCAGAGGAGGCCGAGCGCAAUGCAAAGAUGUUUGCGGUCGGAGUCCUGGUACCGCGCAGUUCGGGUCGUCUUGGGAAGAGUUGGAGACAUGCACCUCGAUUGAAGGAGCUGGCACAAAAUUACUCUGCGGACAUGACGGACGAACAAUCGCUAUCGGCGUAUUGGGACGCUUUCAAGAUUGGGGGCUCCAAUGCAGCCGCGGUAGAAUCACCAGUCGAAUCCCCCAUCAAUCAACGCGUUCGCCCGAAUAGCAAGCCAUCAGUGCGUCAUACUCGCGCUUUCAGCGACGCAAUGGUCUUGGAAACUGCUCGGCCGGCCUUGACUCCCUUCCAUCCGGCUUCUUCGCUACCAGGUUUCAUUGAAUCCUUCGGGCCACUUAUCUUCCCUCUUCACCGGGCUGCGCUCCUGCGCAAGCGCAUUUUGAUCAUGGCUGAAGCACCAGUGCACACCCCAUGCAAUUACGUCUAUGACCUCUCGCUGUUAGCGUCACUCCCAAAUUCACUUCUUCAAGUGCUCCCCGCAGACAAUGUGUUGCCUUUACGGCCACGGCCGCUGUUCAACGUGGGUAUCCACGAUAUUCCCGACCUCGCUUCAUAUGACGCAGCUGGGAGUACGCACAACGUCGAGAAGGAUCCGAGCUGGAUUGCCUGUUCAACCGACAGCGUAUUAUGCAUGAAGCCGGAUUUGUAUGAUGUCCUUGUGACGAUGGCCCCUGCUCACGCUCAGCAAGCCGAGGGGCGCGCGUUCCCCAAGAUUACUUGCGUGGAUCGCUCAAGUACGAAGCCGAACGCCACAUCAAGUGUGGGCCUCAAAGCAACGCAACGUGACGCCCGUCGUUAUGGAAUGCUCCGUAGAGGUUUACGCAAGCUAUCCCAUGACGAUGCUGCUUCAAUUGAUUCUCUUGAGAGCGAUGCUACCUCCACGUACUCAUCUAGUACCAUGGUGGAGCCGCUCUCUUGGACCCGACUCGCCUACACAUCGUUCAUUUGGUGGGCUUCAGCCGGAGAAGCUCGCGACGGUCUAUCCGAAGAUGAAGAGGAGCAUCAGAUUGAACAAGAUGCCAGGCUCUUAGCAAGCGUAGAAAGUAUUGCUUAUCCUGAACCCAACUCGCAUCGUCCAUCGGCCGUGCCGUCAGAGGUCCAAGGCCAGGAUGCCCCGGAAGUCGCGCUGGUCGCAUACUUCCGUCAGCUCACAUCACAAAUCUUCUUCACUCUCGCGGGUGCCAUCGCCCGCCAUGAUAGUGGUGGCCGAUAUGAGAACGAAGUAAACGAUACAUACAGCGAUGCUCCAUAUCUUGACGAUCCGAAUUCCAACGGUGGUGAAACAUCGCUUUCCAUGUCGCGACAGUCUAUCAGCGGCGAUGAUGGAAGUACACCACUACUUCGACAGAGAUCCCACGGGAAUCAUACUGAGCGCACAUCCGGUCAUAAGGUCGACCUUUCAGAUGACCCUGUCAUUAUCACAAUUGCUGACAUGGCCGACAUGGGCCUCGAUGUCUGGAGCGCCACGGAUCGCAUUAUCGUUCAGGAGCUGGUCUCUUUGUGGUGGGGUCGAUCUGCGUACGUUGAUAGCGCACGCAUCCGGUGCUGCGGUAUUUCUGUUCUUUGA
Penicillium diatomitis is the source of this 1878-nucleotide messenger RNA. RefSeq lists its product as uncharacterized. The transcript has 6 exons. Gene Ontology annotation, cellular component: lipid droplet. The coding region runs from base 1 to 1878 and encodes 625 amino acids. The record is from RefSeq and is a predicted model, not a curated record. NCBI's taxonomy places the organism in Eukaryota, Fungi, Ascomycota, Eurotiomycetes, Eurotiales, Aspergillaceae.